UACCAUUUACAGACGAAGAGGUAAAAGCUUUUGCAAAUAUGGACCUGUGCGAGCACUUUGGUGGAGCCUGUGGGGAAAACUGCCCAUUUCGCUACAUAACGCACAAGUGGGGGAUCCCUCUGUGUCCUGAAAGUUCAGUUCUGAAGUUGCAGUGUUGCACCGGACCACCACAACAAGGCCCUAAUG
Molecule: messenger RNA, 186 nt
Organism: Candidula unifasciata
Lineage: Eukaryota; Metazoa; Mollusca; Gastropoda; Stylommatophora; Geomitridae
Source: the annotation of a GenBank genome assembly